UAAGGUAGUUCCUCAUUUAACUAAACAUUCCUUUCACUCUAUGGAGAAUCCUUAAGUAAAAUAAUAAAAUUAUUACUGUAUGAUUGCAACGUUGAUAAUGCAUAUUUGUCAUGUGUUACUCACUACCGCCACCUUUUUGGGGCUCUAUACGAAUAUUGUGCGCUCCAAGGAAUGGUGGGAUGGCGCCAAUUACUAUCAAAUAUAUCCGCGUUCUUUUCAGGAUAGCAAUGGAGAUGGGAUCGGUGAUUUGAACGGCGUAACAGAGAAACUGCAAUAUCUUAAGGAUAUCGGCUUUACGGCUGCUUGGCUCUCGCCCAUUUUCAAAUCUCCAAUGGUUGACUUCGGCUACGAUAUCUCCGAUUUCUAUGCCAUACAGCCCGAGUACGGCACUAUGGAGGAUUUCAAGGCGCUCGUUGCACGUGCCAAACAAGUAGGCAUCCGCAUUAUACUCGACUUUGUGCCGAACCACACCAGUGAUGAGUGCGAAUGGUUUGUGAAGUCGGUCAAUCGUGAACCAGGCUAUGAAGACUUCUAUGUGUGGAACAAUGGCACAGUAGAUUCAAAUGGUAAACGUCAACCACCCAGCAAUUGGAUAAGCGCUUUUCGCUAUAGCGCCUGGGAAUGGAAUGAGCAGCGUCAGCAAUACUAUCUGCAUCAGUUCGCUAUUAAGCAAGCAGAUUUGAAUUUCCGCAACCCACUAGUGGUGGCGAAGAUGAAAGAGGUUAUGAGUUAUUGGUUGGAUACGGGCAUUUCAGGAUUUCGCAUUGAUUCGAUACCCUUCCUUUUCGAAAAGGGGCCAGAUAAGAAUGGUAAUUUUCCUGACGAACCAGUCAUUGACGAUGUGAGUGUAUGUCCAGACCCAAAUGAUUGGUGUCAUCUGAAUCAUACGUAUACACAAGAUCAACCGGAGUCCAUUGAAAUGGUGUAUCAGUGGCGUGAAUUGGUGGAGCAGUAUAGGAAGGAGAAAGGCGGUGAAUCACGCGUUUUAUUGACAGAGGCUUAUACUACUUUUGAGAAUUUGAUGUUGUCCUAUGGAGAUGGACAACGAAAUGGAUCGAUGGUGCCAUUCAAUUUCUAUUUCAUGACUAAUGUGAAGAACGAUUCGUCAGCGCAAGAAAUUGUGGAUAUCAUUGAACGUUGGAUGCAAAGUAUGCCAGCAGGUGUGUCGGCUAACUGGGUGCUGGGCAAUCAUGAUAAUCCACGCUAUUCGACGCGAUUGGGUGUACAGCGUGCUGAUCUGUUUGCGAUACUACUGCAGACUUUGCCAGGAAAUGCGGUGACCUACUAUGGCGAAGAACUAUGCAUGGAGGAUGGCGAGGUAACAUGGGAGCAAACGGUCGACCCACAAGGCUGCAAUGCUGACCCCAGCAACUAUCAGAACUACUCGCGGGAUCCCGCUCGCACACCCUAUCAAUGGGACGCCUCUAAAAAUGCUGGCUUUUCUACCGCCGACCGCCCUUGGCUGCCAGUCGCCAGUAAUUAUCGCACAAAUAAUGCGCUGGCCCAGUUGCGCGCACCAAAAAGUCAUCUGCAGAUAUUUAUGAAAUUAAUUCGCCUACGCAAAUUACGCUCUCUACAAGAUGGCCCACUUAAGAUAAAGGCCAUUGGCAAUGACAUUAUCAUUUAUUCACGUGAGAUAUCAGGUGAUGAUUUAUUUGUGAUUGUGUUAAAUCUCGGUGGCACACCACAAAGUUUGAAUAUAAAUGAACACUUCAAUAUGGGCUCUCAAGCGGAGGUGAUAACAUCGUCAUUGCAGUCGGCAUAUCACGAUGGUGAUAUCGUUGAUCCCAAGAAAUAUGUGGCCGAACCAUAUGUAGGCGUAAUUUUGGCGAAAGUUUAAGAGUUCCUGCCGCAAUGAUGGAACAACUCAGAUGCAAGGAUGUGAUUUUACUUAUUUGUAAAUAUGUACAUGUAUGCAUAUAUAUAUAUUUAUAUAGUUUGUUUGCGCAAUAAUAAAAGUUGAAAUAAGUAUUUUUUGCAAAAUACAUUUCAAUUUCUCGUUUCGCAAUGCAAAGUUAAACCUCGCGCACAAAAAGCAAUAAUAAAUAAAUGAAAAAUGCCAGA
Messenger RNA from Anastrepha obliqua, 2064 nucleotides. RefSeq names its product maltase A1-like. The transcript has 6 exons. Bases 80 to 1840 code for a protein of 586 amino acids. The record is from RefSeq and is a predicted model, not a curated record. NCBI's taxonomy places the organism in Eukaryota, Metazoa, Arthropoda, Insecta, Diptera, Tephritidae. Gene Ontology annotation, biological process: carbohydrate metabolic process.